AUGGGACGUUUUCCACCUUCUGAUGGGAAAGAGUAUAUUUUGGUAGCGGUUGAUUAUGUGUCUAAGUGGGUGGAGGCUAUUCCCACUAGGACAAACACUCAUCGGGAAGUACUCAGGUUUGUAACGAGAAACAUCUUCUCCCGAUACGGUUGUCUGAGGGCCAUAAUCAGUGACGGAGGCUCGCACUUCAACAAUGCACACUUUCGUGCAUUAUUAAAGAAAUAUGGAGUACAUCAUUGCGUCACUACACCGUACCACCCCCAAGCUAAUGGGCAAGUUGAAGUGAGCAACCGAGAGGUCAAGAAUAUUUCAAAGAAGAUCAUUCGACUAGACGGUAAGGAUUGGGCGCACAAGCUUCCAGAUGCAUUAUGGGCGUAUAGAACGGCUUACAAGACACCUAUCGGGAUGUCUCCGUUCCGACUCAUAUUUGGGAAGGUGUGCCAUCUGCCAGUUGAGCUCGAGCAUAGAGCUUAUUGGGCAAUAAAGAAGCUCAACCUAUCUUUGGACGAAGCAGGUAAACAUAGACUUCUCCAGCUGCAGGAAUUACAGGAGUUAAGGCGUGACGCAUACGAGAACGCGGAGUUCUACAAAGAAAAGACCAAGGCCUUCCAUGACAAGAACAUCAGAAGAAGAACUUUCAACGUCAAUGAAAAGGUUUGGUUAUAUAACUCUCGCCUUAAGCUUUUUCCAAGUAAGUUGCGCUCACGAUGAGACGGUCCGUACGUGGUUGUGGAAUCGUUUGACAACGGAUCAGUGCUUAUUUCCAACCCUAAAUCCGACAAACAAUUCAAGGUAAAUGGGCAUCGUCUAAAGCCCUACCUUACAACAGAGCCACCCACACCAGCAGAUAAGGUAAAUCUGCAUCUCCCCGAGGUACAUGAGGACGUGAUAAAGGUAACACCCUCAUCUCAUCGAUCAUUGUAG
Messenger RNA from Spirodela intermedia, 924 nucleotides. NCBI's taxonomy places the organism in Eukaryota, Viridiplantae, Streptophyta, Magnoliopsida, Alismatales, Araceae. The record is from the annotation of a GenBank genome assembly.